AGGCUCCACCUCUCCACCGACUGCCUUCCUCUGAGCUUUUUAGAUGUACAUAAUCCCUGAGUUGACCCAGAAAAUAGGCAGUCGUUUCAAGAUCUGAUGCGGCAGUCUUUGUGCUCCACCGUCCUCCUUCAGCUCGAGCAUGAAGCGUAACCCUGAGGAAUACACACUGUAAGAUUGAAGAGGAGCUUCGCCUUUUGCAGGAGGGGAGAACUGUUCAAAUAGACGAAGCAAAGUCGCGCAACUUUGUGAGAAACGUAGCGGAUACGUGACAGGAGGCAUGGCAGACCAUCUGAUGAUGCCCAUGAAUCACAGCUCAGCGGGCGCCAGUCUCCACGGUUACAGGAUGGGCAUGAAUGGCGGCCUGCAGGCGGGUCACCAGCAGCAUGCCAACCAGCAGGGCAUGCGGGCGCUGCCCAACGGCCAGAUGAUGCACUACGGCGGCGUCCAGGCCAACAUGGAGACCGCCAUGAGGCAGCGGCAGGCCAUGGUGGGCGGACCUAUGAACGGACAGCUGAACGGGGCCCAGAUGGGUCACCACCAGAUGACCUCUGGGAACAUGAUGUAUAACGGGCAGCCCCAGCAGCAGCAGCAGCAGCAGCAGCAUCACCCUCAGCAGCAGCAGCAGCAGCAGCAUCACAUGCACCCACAGCAGCAGCACCAACAGCAGCAGCAGCACCAGCAACAAGCCCAGCACCCGCAGCAGCAGCAGCAAGCCCAGCACCCGCAGCAGCAGCAGCAGCAGCAGCAAGCCCAGCACGCGCAGCAGCAACAACAGUUCAUGAACGGAGGGUUAACGUCCCAGCAGCUCAUGGCCAGCAUGCAGCUGCAAAAACUCAACACCCAGUACCACGGACAUCCACUGGGGCCUAUGGGUGGGAACCACAUGGGGGCCACGACCCAGUACCGCAUGAACCCGGCCCAGCUGGCGAGCAUGCAGCACAUGGCCGGGCCGGCCCUGGCCCUGAACGGCAUGGACGCGGACAUGAUUGACGAGGAGGUUCUGACCUCGCUGGUCAUGGAGCUGGGCCUGGAUCGGGUCCAGGAGCUGCCAGAACUCUUCCUGGGCCAGAAUGAGUUUGACUUCAUCUCAGACUUUGUCAGCAAACAGCAGCCCAGCACCGUUAGUUGCUGAGAGGACCUGAUUUGGUGAAUGGGGCACAAAUGGAGACAUAAGAAUUGUCCAGGGUGGAUGAAGAGUGCUCAUCUCUUCACUUUUUAUUUAGUGAGCACCUCCCUGUACGACUAAGCCCCGGUUGCGGCGCCCGGGUGUACAGAAGAGAACUCUGGAUAUCCACAGGGAACACACAGUCUCACAUGUGCUAGUGGCCAGAGGACGGCUGGCUUUUCAAGGCCGAGCUCCACCUCUCCCAUUUCCUGGACAUGAAUGUAAUAAAGAAAUGCUGAAAUUCUUAAAAGCCACUCUGAACAAUGCUAUGACACUGUGUAGCCUCCUAGCCUGGACUCCAUGACAGUUUACCAGUUAAAAAGGUGUAUUUAUUUAUUCCUAUCUGAGAAAACUGAUAUAAAGAACAACCACCUUCUCCAUUUUUUGGGAACCAAGUGGUUUUAAUGAUUUUUUUUUUUUUCUGAGAGUAGGAUGGGGGAGAAAAUUUAAAUUAAGUUCUCUGCUCAUGAUUUUUUUUUUUUUCUCAUUCUAUUUGGCCUAGUAUUUAAAUAAGCUCAGAUGACAAGGUCAUCCAAAAGAGAGCCUGGAUUUUCUAUCAUAAGUCAGACGCGAUAGAUCUCAUUUGAAUGGGAGCCUCAUCCAGCUUUUAAAAACGGUUCACUUUUGUUAAAGUGCUGCCUUUUUAGAUGUGAUGUUCUCAAAAAAAAAACCUACUGCUUUUACUGUAUGAAGCUGUAUAACUCCAACAUGUCCACACUGUUGUGUUCUAUUGGAGAUGUAGAACCGCCUUAAUCGCGCAGAUUCUUAUUUAUUGGUUGUUUAUAUUGUCCCCUUUUUUGUGGUCAAGAUGGGGGGAUGGUCUUUGUGAAGGGGGUUUUGAGGAUCAAUAAAGAUGGCCUGGAUAGAAAU
This is a messenger RNA of Sebastes umbrosus (honeycomb rockfish), 2035 nucleotides long. It is a transcript of the gene cited4b, whose product is annotated as Cbp/p300-interacting transactivator, with Glu/Asp-rich carboxy-terminal domain, 4b. Bases 278 to 1132 code for a protein of 284 amino acids. NCBI's taxonomy places the organism in Eukaryota, Metazoa, Chordata, Actinopteri, Perciformes, Sebastidae. The record is from RefSeq and is a predicted model, not a curated record. Gene Ontology annotation, cellular component: nucleus. Gene Ontology annotation, biological process: regulation of DNA-templated transcription. The transcript has 2 exons.